CUGGGGCACUGCCCCACAGAGCACGGCUGAAGUCAGGGCGACAGCUUACCUCGGAACUGGGGCGCCAGACCUCCUGUUGGCAGGGUGUCCUCCCCCCAACCCCCACGAUGACAUCAUGUGUUUGGGGCUGAGUCGCUCCAUAAAAACAGCUCCUGGAGCCAUGAGCCCAAAGAACAGGAGUGCUCGCACGGUGCCCGGGCUGCACACACGCGGUCCCGGUGCGCGCCCUGCCGGCCCCAGCGCAGCACCCAGAUCAAGGAACAGGAGCCCGGGGCAGCCCGCGCGAGCCACCCGAAGAUGCCCCACCGCAGCCUGCGUGCAGCGGCCGUCCUUCUGCUCGUGAUCUUAAAGGAACAGCCUUCCAGCCUAGCCCCACUCAACGGAUCCGAGUGGACCUAUUUUGGUCCUGACAGGGAGAAGAGCUGGUCGAAGAACUACCCAUCAUGUGGGGGCCUGCUGCAGUCCCCAAUAGAUCUGCACAGUGACAUCCUCCAGUAUGAUGCCAGCCUUGUGCCCCUUGAGUUCCAAGGCUACAAUGUGCCUGCCAAUGAGCAAUUCAUCCUGACCAACAAUGGCCAUUCAGUGAAGCUGAAGCUGCCCCCAGGCCUGCACAUCCAGGACCUCCGGUUCCGCUACAGCGCCACACAGCUGCACCUGCACUGGGGCAACGGGAAGGAGCCCCAUGGCUCUGAGCACACUGUUGGUGGGAAGCACUUCGCCGCUGAGCUGCAUAUUGUCCAUUAUAACUCGGACCUGUACCCCAACGCCAGCACCGCCAGUAACAAGUCAGAAGGCCUCGCUGUCCUAGCUGUUCUCAUAGAGAUUGGCUCCUUCAAUCCAUCCUAUGAUAAGAUCUUCAGUCACCUUCAAGAUGUAAAGUAUAAAGGCCAAGAAGUGCUGAUUCCGGGUUUCAGCAUUGAAGAGCUGCUGCCCGAGAGGCCUGCUGAGUACUACCGCUACAAAGGGUCCCUGACCACCCCUCCUUGCCACCCCUCUGUGCUCUGGACGGUUUUCAGGAACCCUGUGCAAAUCUCCCAGGAGCAGUUGCUGGCUUUGGAGACGGCUCUGUAUUGCACACACAAGGAUGACCCAUCCCCUAGAAAAAUGGUCAACAACUUCCGGCGGGUCCAGAAGUUUGAUGAGAGGCUGGUGUACAUCUCCUUCCGACAAAUGCAAGACCUUACCCACGCAGGACUGAGUCUGGGCAUCAUCCUUUCGGUGGCCCUGGCCGGCAUUCUCGGCAUCUGUGUUGUCCUGGCAGUAUCCAUUUGGCUUUUCAGAAGGAAGAAGAGCAAAAAAGGUGCCCACAGCAACAAAGGAGUCAUUUACAAACCGGCCAUCAAGAAGGAGACUGAGGCCCAUGCCUGAGGCCCUGGCACUCCAGGCAUGUCCAAAGGAAGGAAGGACUUUGCUAUGGUUCCCUGGACACUUGAAAUACCUGAGGGUUCUCUGGAGCUCAACCUGCAAACACCCCAGACCCUCAGUGGACCUCUCGCUGGGCGCCUCGCCACCCCAGUGCAACUGUGAGUGGGAAGGGCGCACCAAGGAGGCGGGAACUCAAGGCAGCCGCUUCGUCUGUGUGAGACCAGUACGCGGUCUGGAUGCUGAGGGCCAACACCAGGUUGCCUGCUGGGGGCUGUUACUGAUUGAAAAUCACUUUUAUCCAGGGGUUCACUCAAGUGUGGUUUCAAGUGUCCUGGAAAUUCUGCUCCUUGUCCAAGCUUUCAGAUCAAAAUGGGUACCCUCUGCUUGGGUUUUGCUUUUGAGACUCAGUUUGUUUUCUGAGGGAAGGCGUUGUUGUUUUCCUCUGAGUUCCUCCUGCUGUGACAAAAACCUUUAGCUUGACCUUACAACUGGGGAGGUUGGGGGUGGGGGGUGCGGGGGCGGAGGUCAGAAGCAUUGCUGUAGGAAGGAUCAAGGUGUCUGAGACAAAAAGAAAACCAGAGAUAUUCUUUGAAAGAUAGUAGAGGCAUCUUCAAAGUCCUGUCCUUUGGAUCGGAUGCACUGAAUGGACCUGAGAGGGGAGAAUGAGAAGACACGUAAGAUCUGGAGGAGUCUCACGAUGGAAUCAGGAGUUGUCAAGCCAUAAGUGUGAGAAGGACGGAAUGUGAAGCCCAAGCCUGGCCGCCUAUCAUAUCAGCAGGGCAGUUAUGUUGUAUAUGCUACAGAUUUUAUCAUUAGGCUAUUCCUUGAAAAUGUGCUGCUACUUGCAUCACUGAGAGCAGAUGUGAGUUUUGAGAUGACCCAGGCUGCUUUUGAGUCUAGAGAAAAUAGGCAGACUCAAAAUGAUUGAAGAGCUUGGUCUCUUUUGCCCAAAUGUCAUUUCUGCUACCUUUGGGGUGUCCCUACUGUCAACCUGGAAGUGGGACUUACUUCUCUGACUUGGAGGAUGUCGAAUUACAGCUUUAGUUAAAAUAUAUUUUCAAAUUCUAAAAGUAGGAAGUUAUCUGUGCAGGGGCUGGCAGCGUGGCAUUGAGGGAUCAAAAUAAUGGAAUGUUACCAAGUUUCUUCAUGGUCUUCCCCUCAAGUCACAAAGGCAACUUCUGAGAAGACUUAACUCCUUCCCUCUCCUCCCAUGGAUGUAAGUGCCCCAUGGAGACCAAUUAGUUCCAGGACUGAGAAGGACCUUCACCACCACCCUCUCAAGGCCAGCAGCUCGCCGUUCAUAGAACUUUCUGACUCACAGUCUCAUUCUGACAGCGUGGAAUGUCCUCUUGAAGCACAGGUUUCUUCAUAGCAUCUUUUCCCUUUUGCUCCUCCCUUCGACUCUGAGAAGUCUUCUUCCUUCUCUACUGUCACAACUUUUCAUAGUGAAGGCAAGCCCUAUGUCUUUGUAGCUUGUUUGCCAGGCAGUUACAAAUGACCUAAUGGGGACUUGGACGUGUGUGUGCACAAGACCUCUGAGAGCCCUGGAGCCUGGGGUGGCAUCGCGACCUUGCCAUUAGCAUGCGACCUUACCAUUAGCAUGCGACCUUGCCAUUAGCAUGCAACCUUGCCAUUAGCAUACCCGAUGCUGAUCAAAUGACAGCAGGGACAACCCAUAGGACCAAGCAAUGUGAAUUAGGUAAUGCUUUCUUAGCCUUGGCCCGAAGUUGCCAAUCAGAAACCAACAUGAACCACUCCAGAACUGUGGGACCGACUCAAAAAGCUCUCAACACCUUUAAUGGACACAUUCUGUGAAGGAACAGAGAGACCACUGUACCUGGCUCAAUGGCUGUUCAUAAAAAGGGAGGUUUACUAGGUGGUGAAAACCGUGGCAUUUCUCCUGCCCUCUACCCCCUCAGCACAGCCCAGGCUCUCGGCCCCAUGGCUGAGAUGAAACAAAGGCAGCGAGGCAGGGAGAAGGCUCCUGGAGUCAACUCCGUCACCUUCCCUGCUGAUCUUACGGGACUCCGGAGGACCCACCUUGGAACCGGAAACCUUUCCUCAGAUUCUCGCUCAUUCCACUGACACCGGCCGCCACUAAAGGAAACCAGGGUUGUGGUGUGGGGAGCUACUCUGCCUCCCACUCACCCCUGGGGGGCCCAGGCGCUGUGCUGGGCACAGGGCAGAAGAGAUGACGGAAACAUGGCCCCAGCUGAGGGAGGGACACGGUGGGAGGGCCCGGGCUCCUCUGCCUCCCACUAAUGGGGGAUCUUUAGUCUCUGUUCUCUUCCUUUAGUACCAUCUGAUAAAAAUAGUAAAAACCUAUACCUGUUUCCUUAACAGGCAUUCUAGGGUUUUGCUGCAUUGCCUAUAACCCUGUUUCAAUUUCAGGCCUUAACUUCUUCUCCCCUUCACUCAGCUCUCUGAAGGCCUCCUGGCUGGCCCUCGGGGAACACAGGGGUCUGCAGCACCCCCUCGGAUGGACCAUAGGCCACCCUGAUGACGGUCCAUUUAGCACUUCUGUAUUUAUUGUAAGAAUGAUUGUAAUGAAGACAUACACUGUAAAUAUGAGAAAUUAUAAAUAAGUUUUUCACA
Molecule: messenger RNA, 3960 nt
Organism: Hipposideros armiger (great roundleaf bat)
Lineage: Eukaryota; Metazoa; Chordata; Mammalia; Chiroptera; Hipposideridae
Gene: CA12
Product: carbonic anhydrase 12
Exons: 11
Coding region: 298-1368 (356 amino acids)
Cellular component (GO): plasma membrane
Molecular function (GO): carbonate dehydratase activity; zinc ion binding
Source: RefSeq, a predicted model, not a curated record